GCGCCAAUCGGGCCGCGUCUCGUUACGGGAGGCCGCGUGGUGGGGGCGAGGUGGCGUAUCGGGAGUGUGGGUAUCGUUCGAGCGCAGUGUCCCUGGAGACGCGACGUUGGUUGCUCGAUUUUCCUUCACCCUUCCGGUUUUCCACCGCUCGCGGUUUCCGGCCGCGUGCGUUUAUACGACACGGUGCUCGCUUCCGGUCCAUCCGUCGCUUUCGUUCCCCCGUUUCGCCGCGAUUCGUCGUGCACGAAAUACUCGCCGAUCGUCUCGUAAUCGACGCAGUAACGCGCUAUUUUUUCGAGCAGGGAAUCGGGCGGAGAGAAUCGGAUGGCGAGAGAUGGAUUCUCGAAUCCCGCCGGAAGGGGUGAGAUUCGGAAGGUGAUGUAGACAGAUCUCGACGGUUUUUUCGAUCGGAUGGAAUGGAAGAUUUUUAGAUUUUUCGGUCUCGAGUGUUUACGCAAGGACUUUUCCUCUCCUCGUUCGUUGUCAUUCGAAAAAUGGUAAAAUCCCUCGAAUUUUGGAGGAAUUUUAUGUAAGGAAGAAUCGAUUAGAUUUUGAGGAAACGUUCUUUUCUGCCAUUCUAGUAUAAAACAGGUGUUUCUAUUCUUCCUUCUUUUCUUUUUUUUUGUCUCUUUUCUCCGAGAAAAAUUACUGAAAUUGGUGAAAAAUUGGUCUGAGUGAGGGGAGGGGGGGAGAGAAUUGUGAUCGAAGUUACAUCGAAAAAAACCGAUUUGGAACGUUGAAAUUUUGUGCAAAAGUGAACAUCGAGGUAUCUGGGAAGGAGAGGAGUGGGAUUUAUGGAUUUUUCGAGUGGACUGUAAAUCUCUGUGAAGCAUGAGAGGGGGCAAGACUUUUUGAAGAGUUUCAGUGAGUUACAGGGAUAUUGUUCGAGCGUUCGAGAUUCCGUUCGACAUUCUUCAUACGAUAAAAGAAAGAAUUCUCCAUGGACGAACCACGAUCGUGAAUGAGACGAUGAGCGGAACGAGGAUCCUCGACAAUCCAAGAUAACGCACCACCAACGCAAGCGCCAACGCGAUAACGUCGAUUGGAAGAGAGAGAGAGAGAGAGAGAAAGAGAGCGAGAAGGGAUGUGAAAAACCGUGGAAGAAAGAUGCGAGGGGAAGAAGAAGGAAGGGAGAUUAACUAGUGGAAUUCGAUCAAGAGGGAGGGGGAGGAAUCGCGGUGGUCGAGAGAUUUAGGGGUUGCGAGGGGGCGAGGAAGGAAUUGGAGAAGGGAAGAGAUGCCUCGACCGUCGAGGGACACUUACGGCGAUCAGAAGCCGCCAUAUUCCUACAUCUCGUUGACAGCGAUGGCGAUAUGGUCGUCGAGGGACAAGAUGCUGCCGCUGGCCGAGAUCUACAAAUUCAUCGCCGAUCGGUUCCCCUAUUACAGAAAGGACACACGAAGAUGGCAGAACUCGUUGAGGCACAAUCUGUCCUUCAACGAUUGCUUCAUCAAGGUGCCAAGGGGGCCCCACCGUCCUGGCAAGGGCGCCUACUGGGCUCUUCACCCGGCAGCCCUCUCCAUGUUCGAGAACGGCUCCCUUCUACGGCGCAGAAAACGUUUCAAGCUGCACAAACCCGAUAAGGAAUUGUUGAAAUCCGAGCUUCAGGCGUUGGCGUCCGCCAUGCCGCCUCCUCACUCCGAAUCCUCGCCCGUCCUGUCGAUAAAUCCCAACGCGCAGACGAGCAGCCUCACUGUUGCCAAUCUUCAUCGUCUUCGCGACGAUUUGCUCCGUUGGGAGUUGCAGGAGCGCCGCCUAGCCAUGACUUCUGGCGGCAACAGCUCGCCAAGUUUCACCACGCCCGAGGCUGGAUCAAGCUACUAUCUAUUGUCACCAGAGGUUAGACAGAGACUGGCCGGAACGGACGAGAUCCUUCGCGGUUACGAGAGCAACCUGUUGCAAGCAGGAAGUUGGAGUUUUCCAGGCUUCCAAGUGUCCCCGUACGUGUCUCAGCUCUCCUACUUUCAGACAGACAUACCGGAAAGUAGACAGAUCUGCGCUGGAAACGCAGAGGCUGGUGUCCCCGAAAAGACUGACUCCAGGCUUUUCCUGGAGACCGCGAGAGGCGCCACGAUCGAGUCUGCCGAUGGUAAAGUUCGAUGUCCGCCGUUAGAGGCAGGAAUUUCCAAUCAGACGAGUAUCCAGCCCGGCCAGAAGAAGAAGAAGAAACCGUUCACCAUCGAGAAUAUUAUCGCGCCGGACGAUGAACAGAUUUCGAGCAAUUCCGAGGACGAGAAGAGAUCUUCGGGCAACCUUCUGGUACCUAGACCGCUUUACGCCGGAUUCUCGUUCGGCCUGCCCACGAAUAAGAUCCCGUACGAGACUGCCACCUGAAUUUACUAGAUUCGACUAGUGUCUAGUGGAUAAUUUAAAGCGAACUGGAACGCUGGUGGCGUGACGAUCGACGUUCAGACGAGGCGCUAGUGGAUACACAGAUUCUGGUGAUGAAUGAAACUAACGGAUCCUGUUUGUGCGCUUCUCUCUCUCUCUCUCUUUCUCUCUCUUUCUAUCUCUCUCUCUCGUGUUCUCGAGAUUUUUUUUCGAGCGUGGAAAGGAAGGGAAGACUUUUCUGGUGGUGUGAAAACUACGAAUCGAAAUGUUUCAAGAGGUUUUGCUUUUGGAAUUGAGGAAAUAUCGAGGAAAUGACCACAGAAGGUUCCUCUUUUAAACUUUAUUGAAUAGAUUAUAUAAAAUAAAGUAGUACGUAUAAUUCUGAUCGAUUUGCCGUUUCUAUUCGAAGAGAGAAUUUCUAUAAAUUUUUCAAUUAGAUUUUUUUUUUUUUUUAAAUAGAGUCCGUUCAAGUAAAAUGAGAUAUUGGUGGCAACGGUUCUGUAGAUUAUUGGUGUAAUACAGUUUGUAUGGCAUGUUUUCAAGUCUGAAAUUAGGAAGAGUAUAAAAAUGAUGGUAUUUAAUCGUAGGUGAUUAUACACGUUAUUUAAAUCACUUUUGUGCAAAAUAAAUUGGACAAAUGGUCAUAGUGAUCAAGCUAAUACGAUAUUUUAUUAUUAGAAUUAAACGUUUGUAUAGGUAUAUGUAUAUACUUACAUAUAUAUGUAAACCUUUAUAAAAAUUCUUAAUCCACAUAACUUAUCUUAAAAUUCUUGUUAUGGAUUAUUAAUAUUCAGCUGGUUGACUGGUCAAUUAGAAACAAUGGAUAAACUAAUUGAAUAAGCAGAGUAAGAGUUACUUUCUAAAGAAGUAUGUGAAAAUUUUGAAAGUUAUAAAUUUAUACUAUAAUAAAUAGUAGCAGGGAUAUUGGAUCAUUGCUUAAAAAAAAAAUGUUUCUAAUUGAAAAUUAGAAAAGAUUAGAGUCGAUAUAGUUUUUUUACCGAGAUUUUAAUAUUUAAAUUAUAUCGAAAUAUAUUUCAAAUUUCAUUCUUUUUUUAUUAUUUAUAAAUUUGUUUACGAGUCAUAAAAUAAUCAGUGCAAAAUUUAACUGACGGCACUGCUAAUGGUAAGUCUUCUCUUUUUCCUUUCGAUGGAACUUAAUUAAGUUUUUUAGCAUGAAAUCAUCUUGAGAAAGAUGAUAAAAAUGAAUAUAAUAAUAAUACUAAACGUAAUUUAAAGGAAAUGAUAAAAUUUAUUAACGAUGCAAAGAAACGAAAUACGGUGUUCGAAAAUUAUUUGACAGAUUAAACGAUAAGAUAAAAAUAAAAAUUUGUAUAAAAUAAAAAAAUAAAAUUAUUAUCUAUAUAUUAUAAUUCUUCCAUAGAUUGGUCAUGUAUCGCACAACAAAAAUGACAAUCCCAGAUAUAUGAAUUUUGGUUUUCUCAAAUUUUUCUUAUAAUGUAUCAGCAUUAAAUUAAAAACUUAAUAAUCAAAGAUACUUGUAUAAUUUGAUAAUUUGAUAAUUCUCGAACACCAGAUAAAUCGAGCAUAAUAUAUUUAAUAUUUAACAACGUAUAUGCAUUUAACAAGCAACGACAUUUUUGCCUGUGUAUCAUUGUAACAUUUUAUAUUCGUUUUACAAUGAAAAAACUUACUUAAGCACAAGGAGUAUGAGAUUUAUUAAAAAAAAAAAAAAUAAAAAAA
Apis mellifera (honey bee) is the source of this 4032-nucleotide messenger RNA. RefSeq names its product forkhead box protein A2-A-like. Gene Ontology annotation, molecular function: DNA-binding transcription factor activity, RNA polymerase II-specific; RNA polymerase II cis-regulatory region sequence-specific DNA binding. Lineage: Eukaryota; Metazoa; Arthropoda; Insecta; Hymenoptera; Apidae. The record is from RefSeq and is a predicted model, not a curated record. Gene Ontology annotation, biological process: cell differentiation; anatomical structure morphogenesis; regulation of transcription by RNA polymerase II. The transcript has 3 exons. The coding region runs from base 1237 to 2334 and encodes 365 amino acids.